AUGAACGCCACCGUAGCAUCAGAAUACUCAGCCGAGGUCCACUCGGUUCCCAUCGAGCACAGAUUCAAUCCAUACUCGGACAAUGGUGGUACAGUGUUAGGAAUUGCCGGAGAAGAUUUUGCCGUGUUGGCAGGUGACACCAGACAAGUAGUCGGCUACUCAAUUAACUCCAGAUAUGAACCUAAGAUCUUCGACGUGGGCGAUGACAUAGUGAUGACGGCAAACGGCUUUGCUGCUGACGGAGCAGCGCUCAUAGAUCGUUUCAGAAACCAAUUGAAGUGGUACAAGUUUGACCAUGGGGGCAAGAAGUUGUCGAUAAAGAGUGCUGCCAGAUAUAUCCAGCAUUUGUUGUACGGCAAGAGAUUCUUCCCCUACUACGUCAGCACGUUGAUCGCUGGGUUGGACGACGAGGGUAAGGGUGCGGUGUAUUCAUACGAUCCGGUUGGCUCCUACGAAAGAGAGCAGUGCAGAGCUGGAGGUGCUGCAGCCAGUUUGAUCAUGCCUUUCUUGGACAACCAGGUCAACUUCAAGAACCAGUACGAGCCAGGCACUGACGGAAAGAAAAAGAAGGAAUUGAGGUACUUGACGUUGCCGGAGGUGUUGGACUUGGUCAAGGAUGCCUUUUCCUCGGCCACAGAGAGACACAUCCAGGUUGGUGACGGGUUGGAAAUUUUAAUUGUCACCAAGGAGGGGAUCAGAACCGAGUACCACCCCUUGAAGAGAGAUUAG
Molecule: messenger RNA, 729 nt
Organism: Suhomyces tanzawaensis NRRL Y-17324
Lineage: Eukaryota; Fungi; Ascomycota; Pichiomycetes; Serinales; Debaryomycetaceae
Product: proteasome core particle subunit beta 6
Exons: 1
Coding region: 1-729 (242 amino acids)
Cellular component (GO): proteasome core complex
Source: RefSeq, a predicted model, not a curated record